ACAAAUGAGAUAAUACGGGAGGCAGAAUUAAAUCAAGCCAGGGAGGAACUUCAGGGCAUGCAAGAAAAAGAAAGCUACGCACAAAAACACUACACAGUUUCGGGAGUGAGUGUAGAGGUUCUCAGAAUGGAAACAGGGCUUCCGACAAAAGAAGUUUUUAACAUUGUAGUACUUCACGCUUUAAGAUUCAAAGAUUGUAUUGUUUAUUAUUCUGGUUGGAAAGUAGAGUCCAGUAAUUUUGAGGACCAGAUUUUCAUUACUUUAAUGAAACUAAGACAAAAUUAUACUAACCUGCACCUUGCGUAGCUUUUUAGUUGCAGUGUUGCAACAAUAGCUAUUGUCACCACUUUCGUCCAUGUUUUGCAUUCAAUAUUAUUUCAUGACAUCAUGACAACCAUUCCAUCCAGGGGAAAAAAAAAUGUGUUAUGUGCACCAUCUUCUUUUUCAGAGUUUACUUCUUGUAGAAUUGUCAUUGAUUGUACCGAUGUGGAGAUUGCAGCGCUGGGCUUAAUGAGUCUGCAAAAUGCUACUUAUGCAAGCUACAGGGGUAUGAACUCAUUUAAAGUAAUUGUCAGGGUCACACCAAAUGCAGUAAUAACUAUUGUUAGCAAAUCAUACCCUGGGUCCAUUUCUGACAAAGCAAUAGUACAACAGUCAGGUCUGUUGAAUCAUCUUGUUGCAGGGGAUAUGGUUUUGGCCGACAAAGGCUUUCUUAUCCAUGACAUUUUGCCAAAUGAUGUUUCUUUUAACAUUCCACCUUUUUUGAAUAAUGGUGUUUUCACUGAAAGUGAAGCAAAGAAAACAAAAUCCAUUCCCAGAGCAGGGAUCCAUGUAGAGAGGGCGAAUGCAAGGUUAAAGGAUUUCAAAAUUUUAACUUUCAUCCCAUCUUAUUUAAGAUGUUAUGCUGAUGUUAUUUUUCAGUUAUGUGCUGCACUGGUAAAUUUACAAUUUCCACUUAUCAAAGAGGGGUGCAAGGGGACAGAGUUUGAGUAAUCUGAGUACAAAA
This is a messenger RNA of Orbicella faveolata, 1006 nucleotides long. RefSeq lists its product as uncharacterized. The record is from RefSeq and is a predicted model, not a curated record. Lineage: Eukaryota; Metazoa; Cnidaria; Anthozoa; Scleractinia; Merulinidae.